CGCAUGGUGCUGGCGGGGCCGCCAUUGGCGGGGGGGACGCGCGGCGCAUGGCGGGUGCGGGGCCGCCCGCUGCCCGCUUCGAGCGGCGAGUGCUGCGGAGCGCCGCCGAGCACCACUACCUGCGCGUCCGGCUGGAGCUGCCGGACGGCGUGGCCCGGCCCAGCGUCGCGCAGUUCAAGCAGCUGGUGGUGUCUGCGCUGAGGGAGCUUCAUGGAGAGGUUGGAGCAGCUUUGCCUGUUGAUGUCUUAACGUAUGAGGAAAAGACUCUUUCUGCCAUCUUGAGAGUUAUUAGCAGUGGCUUCGUCAAGCUGUGGAGUGCUCUAACAUUGCUGGGCUGCUACCAGAACAGGAGGUGUGCCUUUCGAGUGCUGCAGACAUCUCCAUUCCUUCUUGCAUUAGCUGGCAACAGUAGAGAACUAGUCUUGGACUGAAUGCAGUUGCUGGUGUGGUUGUACAAAGCAG
Messenger RNA from Pogoniulus pusillus (Red-fronted tinkerbird), 462 nucleotides. RefSeq names its product ribonuclease P/MRP subunit p14 (gene RPP14). Gene Ontology annotation, molecular function: ribonuclease P RNA binding; ribonuclease P activity. Gene Ontology annotation, cellular component: nucleolus; multimeric ribonuclease P complex. Gene Ontology annotation, biological process: tRNA 5'-leader removal. The coding region runs from base 48 to 431 and encodes 127 amino acids. The transcript has 5 exons. Lineage: Eukaryota; Metazoa; Chordata; Aves; Piciformes; Lybiidae. The record is from RefSeq and is a predicted model, not a curated record.